Megalobrama amblycephala (Wuchang bream) is the source of this 6697-nucleotide messenger RNA. Its product is annotated as adhesion G protein-coupled receptor L3-like. The coding region runs from base 740 to 5320 and encodes 1526 amino acids. Gene Ontology annotation, biological process: synapse assembly; brain development; cell surface receptor signaling pathway. The record is from RefSeq and is a predicted model, not a curated record. The transcript is spliced from 26 exons. Lineage: Eukaryota; Metazoa; Chordata; Actinopteri; Cypriniformes; Xenocyprididae. Gene Ontology annotation, cellular component: cell-cell junction; axon; membrane. Gene Ontology annotation, molecular function: carbohydrate binding; G protein-coupled receptor activity.
CAGUUGAAUUGGCAGCGCGAGCGCGGAGCGCGAUCAUCUCUUCCUCUUUAAUCCUAGUAGUUACAGAAUGAAAGAACAUCUGAAGGAAUAUCUGGCAACCCAGUUUCAACCCGCAUUUCUCUUGGUGUGUGCGCUGAGAUCGGACUGUCACCGCGCUCAGAUCGGCGCAUUAUACCGGAGCUGCACCUGGACUUCACCAGCACACUGCUUUAACGUACAGCUGGAGAACUUUGGAUGUACAUACUUAUUUACCGCUGCCCGACAUUUGAUUUGUUUUGGAGAAGGGCGAUAUGGGGACACGGUGUGCCGAGGUGGCACUCAGACUGAUGAUGGGGAUCCAAACAAGGAGCCUUUUUAUUCCUUUUCAGAAGCUCCUGUAAAAACAAUUGGAUAUCAGGACAUUGAUGACCCUGAGAGCGUCAGUUUGGAGUUAACCUUACAGGAUAGAAAGGAAUCGAAGGUCUCUGCGUUGGAGAAACAGAGUAUCACCAUUUAUUUCUGCGCGCAAGGACGAUUUUCAUCGCAUAAAAGAGACUGAUUGUGUCCGGAGACGCGUGUGCGGACUGUGCGCCCGGUGCGCAAAAAGACCCUCCAUCACCAAGAAGCUUCGCGGAGACGCGGGUGGUUUUGUAGUUGUCGGACAAAAAGAACCACUCUGAAUUUUGAGCGAACUCUCUUCAUACUCACCUAACCAGUCUGCUGGAAAGGGAGGAGCCACACACAAAUCAGCCAAUCCAGAAUGAGGGGUGGGGCCAUGGGGGUUUUACAAGUGCUGUUAUUGGCCAGUCUGCUGGAGCCUGCAACUCUAGCAUUCAGCCGUGCUCCGGUGCCCAUGGCAGUUGUUCGGCGGGAGUUAUCAUGUGAAAGUUACCCAAUUGAGCUGCGCUGUCCCGGCACGGACGUCAUCAUGAUUGAGAGUGCAAAUUAUGGUCGAACUGAUGACAAAAUCUGCGAUGCCGACCCCGCGCAGAUGGAGAACACCCGCUGUUAUUUACCUGAUGCGUACAAGAUCAUGAGCCAGAGGUGUAAUAACCGGACACAGUGCGCUGUUGUGGCCGGACCGGAUGCGUUUCCUGAUCCCUGCCCUGGAACAUACAAAUACCUGGAGGUCCAGUAUGAGUGCGUCCCAUACAAGGUGGAACAGAAAGUUUUCUUGUGCCCAGGGCUCUUGCGUGGCGUUUAUCAGAGCGAGCAUCUGUUUGAAUCGGACCACCAGUCGGGAGCUUGGUGUAAAGACCCCCUUCAGGCCUCAGAUAAGAUCUAUUACAUGCCCUGGACGCCGUAUCGCACAGACACCCUCACCGAGUACUCCAGCAAAGAGGACUUCGUUGCCGGCCGACCCACGACCACCUACAAACUUCCCCAUCGGGUGGACGGCACCGGGUUUGUCGUCUAUGACGGCGCGCUGUUCUUCAACAAAGAGCGCACACGGAAUAUCGUCAAGUUCGAUCUGCGCACUCGCAUCAAGAGCGGCGAGGCCAUCAUCGCCAGUGCAAACUACCACGACACGUCUCCGUACCGCUGGGGAGGCAAGUCGGAUAUCGAUUUGGCGGUGGACGAAAACGGCCUUUGGGUGAUUUAUGCCACGGAGCAAAACAACGGACGCAUUGUGAUCAGCCAGCUGAACCCGUACACGCUGCGGGUGGAGGGAACGUGGGAUACGGCCUACGACAAACGCUCCGCUUCCAACGCUUUCAUGAUCUGUGGAAUCUUGUACGUGGUCAAGAGCGUGUAUGAAGAUGACGAUAGCGAAGCCACUGGGAAUAAAAUCGACUACAUCUACAACACGGAGCUGAGCAAAGAUGGCUAUCUGGACAUCUUUUUCCCAAACUCGUACCAGUAUAUCGCUGCCGUGGAUUAUAAUCCAAGAGAUAAUCUGCUUUAUGUGUGGAAUAACUACCACGUGGUCAAAUAUUCCCUGGAUUUUGGAGUACUGGACAACAGGCUAGAAUCUUCCUCCUCGGGAAACGUCUUAAUGGACACGACAACAACACGCACCACAACUCGGCCCGUUACUGUCACCACGACUACCACUUCCACCUCCACCACCACCACAACUACCACCACAACCAAAUCACCCGCCACAUCGACAACGGCGGUCACGCGGAGCACGACGACAGACCGCCAGUCUCUUCCCGAGGCCUCCACGCGCUCCGACCCUUCCUCUGUCCUCCCCAAUAUCGCGGUGGAGUUCUGCAGCCCCAUCACCGACUCCACUCUCACCUGGCCCAAAACACGACAGGGUCAGGUUGCCAAGCAGCCAUGCCCACCUGGAACCAUCGGAACGGCUGUGUUUGCCUGUCAGGGGCCCGAGGGACUGUGGGACCAGCAGGGGCCCGACCUCAGCAACUGCACCUCCACAUGGGUCAACAUCAUCAACCAGAAGAUCCGAGCGGGUGAGCCUGCUGCCAUAAUCUCCCGUGAGCUUUCCGAACAGACCAAGGGCCACAUGCACGCUGGGGACAUCACCUACACCGUAAGGGCCAUGGGUCACCUCAUCGACCUGCUGGACGUCCAGCUCCGGAAUCUCACCCCUGGGGGAAAAGAUAGUGCCGCCCGGAGCCUCAACAAGCUGCAGAAAAGGGAGCGUUCAUGUCGAUAUUUUGUCCAGGCGAUGGUGGAAACAGUGAACAACCUUCUGCAGCCGCAGGCGCGGACGGCAUGGAUGGACCUCUCGACCGCCGAACAGCUCCGGGCCGCCACCAUGCUGCUGGACACCGUAGAGCAGGGUGCUUUUGUGCUCGCCGACAACCUGCUGAAAACUGACGUUGUGCAAGAAAACACAGAAAACAUCCAGCUGGAGGUGGCGAGGAUGAGCACAGAUGGAAAUCUGCCUGAUCUGAAGUUUCCACAGACAGGAGGCCAAGGGAACGCCAUCCACCUGUCAGCCAACACUCUCAAACAACACGGCAGAAACGGUGAGAUCCGGAUGGCAUUUGUCCUGUAUAAGCAUCUGGGUUCAUACCUGUCCACAGAAAACGCCAGCAUGAAGUUCAGUAGCGAGACGUUAAACACCAACUACUCUGUCAUCGUCAACUCUCCCAUUAUAACGGCGGCCAUCAACAAAGACAGUAACAAAGUUUACCUGUCCGACCCCGUCAUAUUCACAGUGCGACAUAUUCAGCAGUCAGAGGAGAAUUUCAACCCCAACUGUUCAUUCUGGAGCUACUCGAAGCGCAGUAUGACGGGCUUCUGGUCCACGCAGGACUGCCGGCUGCUGGGAACCAACCGAACACACACCACCUGCUCCUGCACACACCUGACCAACUUUGCUGUGCUCAUGGCUCAUGUGGACGUGAAGACGACAGCCCCUGUGCAUGAUCUGUUGCUGGACGUCAUCACGUGGGUGGGCAUCCUGCUGUCUCUGGUCUGUCUGCUCGUCUGCAUCUUCACCUUCUGCUUCUUCCGCGGCCUCCAGAGCGACAGGAACACCAUUCACAAGAACCUCUGCAUCUCGCUCUUCAUCGCUGAAACGCUCUUCCUCACCGGCAUCAACCGCGCAGACCAGCCUAUCGCCUGCGCUGUCUUCGCAGCACUACUGCAUUUCUUCUUCUUGUCUGCGUUCACAUGGAUGUUUCUGGAAGGUGUUCAGCUCUACAUCAUGCUGGUGGAGGUGUUUGAGAGCGAACAUUCACGCAGGAGAUAUUUCUACCUGGCCGGAUAUGGCAUUCCUGCCCUCAUUGUGGCUGUUUCUGCUGCAGUGGAUUACCGCAGUUAUGGGACAGACAGAGUGUGCUGGUUGCGGUUGGAUACUUAUUUCAUCUGGAGUUUUAUAGGCCCCGCCACACUCAUCAUCAUGCUGAAUGUGAUCUUCCUAGGAAUCGCUCUGUACAAGAUGUUCCACCACACUGCCAUCCUGAAGCCAGAUUCUGGUUGCCUUGACAAUAUCAAAUCGUGGGUAAUCGGAGCCAUAGCACUGCUCUGUUUACUGGGCCUGACCUGGGCGUUCGGGUUGAUGUACGUUAACGAGAGUACAGUGAUCAUGGCGUAUCUCUUCACCAUCUUUAACUCCCUGCAGGGCAUGUUCAUCUUCAUAUUUCACUGCGUCCUGCAGAAGAAGGUACGCAAAGAAUACGGGAAGUGCCUUCGGACUCACUGCUACAACGGGAAGAGUGUGGAGUCGUCUAUGGGUUCGGUGAAAAGCUCCUCGUCGCGCGGACCUGGGCGAUAUUCCUCUGCAUCACAGGUUCACCACCCGCCUUGUAUGACAAACUCCUCACAGUUACAGUAUGAACAAAGCCGAAUCCGCCGGAUGUGGAAUGACACGGUGAGGAAGCAGUCAGAGUCUUCGUUCAUGGCUGGGGACAUCAACAGUUCAGCUACACUCAACAGAGGUGCCAUGGCCAAUCACCUCAUCCCAAACUCUCUGCUGCGCUCACACGCCUCUAACAACCCCUAUAACACCUUACUGGGCGAAUCAGCCGUCUAUAACAACCCCACUCUCAGCAUGUACAACGCUCAAGAGCCCUACAGAGAGACAAAGGGAAUCCUGAACAAUGCUCGGGAUACAAGUGCCAUGGAUACUCUACCACUGAAUGGUAACCAUGGCAACAGCUACAGCUUGGCCAGCGCCGAUUACAUGAGCGACUGCGUGCAAAUCAUCGACCGCACGUACAACGUACACAAAGAGACCAUGCUGGAGAAACGGAUCCUGAAAGAGCUCACCUCCAACUACUUGCCCACCUACCUGAACAACCACGACCGCACGGCCGAACACGGACGCAACCUUAUGAACAAGUUGGUGAACGAAGUCAGCAACGGAGGCGGGGUGAAAGACUCGCCCAUGCUGCCCGUCAAUCUUGCACUGGGCUUGGACGACUCUGGAUCUUUCCCGCCCGAGGACAGUCUAGGGCUGGAUCUGAUCAGGGAGGAGUCCAAUGCACCUUUGCUUCCCCCACCACGCCACAUCCAGCCUCUUCCCACCACAUUCAGCUCAGCCUCUUCACUGCGACGGCGCCUUCCCCAAGAAAACAGUGAGAGUUUCUUCCCUCUGCUGACAGAGGAGCAAACGGAAGAGACUCCGUCCCCGCAGAGAGACUCGCUCUACACCAGCAUGCCCACGUUGCCCGACCCUGAGCGCGCCGACACGCAUUCGCUGCCCCGCGGUGGUGACACGCACACGCUUCCCAGGACCGGGGAGCCAGAUGACGUGUACUAUAAGAGCAUGCCCAACUUGGGCUCACGCAACCAUCUGCACCAGCUGCAUAACUACUACCAACUGGGCCGCGGAAGCAGCGACGGCUUUAUCGUCCCGCCCAAAGAUGAGCUUUCGCCCGAAGAAAUGCCGCAGGAGCCCGCACACAUGGUCACCAGCCUAUAGAGGGUGCCGAAGGUCACGCGUUCUGCUCUGCUCAUCCUCAUCACCCAGUGACAUCUCGAGCUCCACGUGCUCUUCUACGUUUCCGUACCGUUCUGUCGUCCGCAGUUGUUCACUCUUGCUUCUACGUGUCCGCAGAAAAAUGAACUGCAACAACAAACCCUGUGAGGCGAUUUUUGUAUUCUGUUCAGGAAAGGAUUAUGGGUACUUUUGCUUGUUGAGGAAUGAAAGCUGACAUUCUUUUGAUUCUAUUGGUCGUGCACUUCUACUUAAAUGGGAAAAUAGGCCCAAAAAAAGGAUUUGCUGUACAACCUUACGGGGAGUGCGAGAUUUCGAGGGUUUUUCACUCUUGGCAGCCCCGAAUGAAUACAAAUAACUGCCAAAAACAUUGUUAGUAGCUCAGUGCGUCUAGUCAACACCAAUCAAGUCUGAAACAAUGUGACUCGGAAACUAUUUUAAUACCUUCUGUAUCCAUAUUUGCUUUUUAAAUAUGUUUCUUCUUCUCAUGUGGUGAACAGCAGCACAUUUUGCUGUGACAGAGAACAAUGCCGAAGAAGGAGGACUCCACCGUUUCUGUUCUUUGCUGUAUUAAUAACAAAUAUUAAAAAGUGGGGGAAGAACUAAUACCGGAGAAUUCUACAAUAUUUCUAUGUAAAUGUACAGACACUAGUGUUACACAGGAUAGUGCUUAUUCUGUUCCUACGCCUUUCCGCUUCCGUAACCAUGGUGAUUUCAGAUCAUUUCCUUUCUCUUCUGAUGGUCUUGUCCUCAACACGACAGGUUUUGAUCCCUCGCUCUUUUUUAAUUAUAUCUUUUACAUUCAUGUCUUCAUUUCAGUUUGAAUAAUGGCAAGUAGAAAAAAAACAACAGAAUAGACAAAAAAAAAAAAAAAAACUAUUUUUCCUCAUUCUAUUUGAUUUAUAGACACCAGUUUGUAGAUGAAGAAAGCAUUGAAAAUAUGUUGCCAUUUUGGGGUAGAGAUAUGAGAAUCGCAGUAUAUGAUCAACAGAAGUCGUUUUCAUUCAGAGAGAGUGAGAUUUUGACAGAGAUGCAUACGAGGCAGAGAUCCACAUUUAGAAUGAGAGAAACCUAAAAAUACCUUCUUUUUGCCUUUUUUUUUCUUUCUGGUGGAGAAUGAAUGUUUAUUUAUUUCACUGAGGGGAAAAAAGUACAAACUAUUCUGCAAAACUGCUAGAGGUGAAAUGAAUGUGGCACAUUAUAAUUUUUUAUCAUAACAAAUAUGAUUAUUAAUUUUAUUUAUUCUUUUGUUUAUCCUUUUUUUUCUUCUCCUGUGGUUGAAUGACCUCUCACUAAUAUUUGUUGUAACAGUGAAACUUGUUUGCCAACAAAUAAAUGGCUGACAGAGUGAAGCCGAGAGUU